This is a messenger RNA of Ochlerotatus camptorhynchus, 805 nucleotides long. RefSeq lists its product as uncharacterized. The record is from RefSeq and is a predicted model, not a curated record. NCBI's taxonomy places the organism in Eukaryota, Metazoa, Arthropoda, Insecta, Diptera, Culicidae. The transcript is spliced from 2 exons. The coding region runs from base 38 to 805 and encodes 255 amino acids.
CUGUGCGUUUGUGCUGUUUUGUGCGGAAAUCAAUAAAAUGAUCAUGGCAGAAGACGACUCCGCUGCUUUCUCGGAUGAAAUGGAGAGUGUUGGAGCGCCAGGUCCCAGUGCGACAGUGCCCAGUGCCCGGAGGAACCGCAAAAAAGUGACGGCAGAGUGGAGCGAGGAGUCCACUUUGACAUUGAUUGCAGCCGUUGAAUCGCAGGAUUUGCUCUGGAAUGCUGCGAGCAAAGAUUAUAAAAAUCGUAAUCUGCGAAAUACUGUGUGGGAGGAAAUGGCUGAGAACAUUUUCAACCGAGUUUACGAUGGUGCCCAACUGCAGGCGAAAUGGUCGAACCUUCGCAUACAAUUCAAGGCGUACCAUACCAAGGCCAAACAUACGAAGUCCGGCCAAGGAGCACGGGAAAAUGCUAUUUCGUGGAAAUAUUACGUAGCAGCUGCCGAAGAAGAACAAACCACGGAAUCUGUGUCAAACCUGGUACUGGAUACGGAACAAGAAGCUGGCUCAUCAUGUAAUACAACGCCUGUAGCCAAAAAGAGAAAGAAGACUGAAUCAAGCGAAAGCUUAAAAGUCCUGGCGAUUGAAGGAAUGCAGCGUGCAUUGAAUAAAAUGGAUGGUGACGUAGAUUCGUUCCAAACGUUUGGAAACUUUGUUGCAUCCGAGCUCCGUAAAAUUCCGGACUCAGCGGUGGCGAACAGAGUGCAGCGCACCCUGACCCGGAACCUUAUCGAUUUACUGGAUGAGGCGGAGUACAAUCAACUCUGUAAUCAACUGUACAAUAUUCAUUUGUUUUCUUUACAAUAA